Messenger RNA from Brugia pahangi, 2322 nucleotides. The record is from the annotation of a GenBank genome assembly. Lineage: Eukaryota; Metazoa; Nematoda; Chromadorea; Rhabditida; Onchocercidae.
AUGAGACGAAGCUUGGCUCCUUCAACGGUCGGUGGGACUUCGUCGUCACCUGCGAUAAAACCAUGCGUCUCGCUUGGUGACGGCACAAAAUUACGGGAACGGAAAAAACACAAAAUGAACGCAUUAGAAAAUAACGAAAAUCCCGACCGAAAUGAGCUUAAAAGUCCAUAUCGUAAAAUCUUAGUCACAGCUAUUGAAGAUUUAAUGCAAAAAGAACGAGGUUUCCAUGAAGAAAUGAUCAGCAGGCUUCUCAGCAGGCCUUUCAAAAUCCCCAUUCCUGAUUACAGAAGUCCUGGCCGGGCUCGUCCUCUUGGUCUCCGUCAUUCAACGGUUCGCUGUGCACUGUUUGAUCCAUAUAGUGAAGGAGCCUUGGUGCUGUUUACACCACCGGAACUUAGUGCACAUGAUGCGCUCAAACUUGAUACUACUAACAAGCAGAAGGUACAUGUUGUGGUGGAUCCAACAUUGAGCGCUGUUCUGCGACCUCAUCAACGGGAAGGUGUGAAAUUUAUGUAUGAUUGCGUCACCGGUGUUCGCAUUCCUUCCGCUCAUGGUUGUAUCAUGGCAGAUGAAAUGGGUUUGGGCAAAACGCUGCAAUGUAUCACCUUAAUGUGGACAUUACUUAGACAAGGACCAGAUGCAAAACCGACAUUGAAUAAGACAGUGAUCGUUUGUCCGAGCAGUCUUGUCAAGAAUUGGGAUAAAGAAAUUAGAAAGUGGCUCGGCGGACGAGUGAAUGCAUUACCCGUGGAUUCGGGAGGGAAAGAUGAAAUUGACAGGAAUUUAGAAAAGUUUAUGUCUCAGAUGGGUGUGCGUUGUCCUACACCUGUACUCAUUAUUUCCUAUGAAACUUUUCGUCUUCAUGCUUCCAUUCUAUUGCAAAAGGAAAUUGGAUUAAUUAUUUGCGAUGAGGGUCACCGAUUGAAAAAUAGCGAUAAUCAAACAUAUCAAGCACUUUUCGGUUUAAAAUGUGAACGACGAGUACUUAUUUCUGGCACACCAAUACAAAAUGAUCUCUUGGAAUAUUACAGUUUGAUAAAUUUUGUCAAUCCUGGUUUGCUUGGAACAGCCUCGGAAUUUAAACGACGUUUCGAAAAUAUUAUUCUCCGAGGUCGAGAUGCCGAUGCGACAGAUGCGCAACGCGAAAAAGGUGAUACUGCACUUACUGAGAUGUCAUCCAUCGUCAGUAAGUGCAUCAUCAGAAGAACAUCCGCAUUGCUCACGAAAUAUUUGCCGGUCAAAUAUGAGCUCAUUAUUUGUUGCAAGUUAACAGAAUUACAAGAGAAGUUAUACAGGCAACUUAUCAGUGCAUUUUCAAAGGGUGGAAAGCAAAAAGUAACUGAAGGUGAUAAAAUAACAGGAACGGCACUGUCAUUCAUCACAAACUUGAAGAAAUUAUGUAAUCAUCCGCAAUUGAUACUUAAUAAAUGCCAAAAGAAAGAGGAAGGAUUUGAAGAUUGCUUGAAACUAUUUCCCGGAGAAUUUGGCAAGAAAUUCGAGCCAGCAUUUUCUGGAAAAAUGAAAGUUCUGGAUUACCUGCUGGCAGCAACAAGAGCCACUACAAAUGACAAAUUUGUUCUGGUAUCUAAUUAUACACAAACGAUUGAUGCAUUUGUUGAACUUUGCCAGCUUCGUCGCUAUCCGUAUAUUCGUUUGGAUGGAACCUGUACAAUUAAGCAGCGUGCAAAAUUAGUAGAGAAAUUCAACGAUCCCGAGAGUGUCGAGUAUGUAUUUUUGUUAUCAUCAAAAGCCGGUGGUUGUGGUUUAAAUUUGAUUGGUGCAAAUCGGCUUAUAAUGUUUGAUCCGGAUUGGAACCCAGCAAAUGAUGAUCAAGCGAUGGCUCGAGUAUGGAGAGAUGGGCAAAAGAAAAACUGUUUCAUUUAUCGGUUGUUAUCAACUGGUAGUAUCGAGGAAAAAAUGUUUCAACGACAGGCGCACAAGAAAGCAUUGUCAUCCUGUGUUGUUGACGAAAUUUCUGAUGUGGCUCGCCAUUUUAGUAAGGAUCAGCUACGUCACUUAUUUGAUUUGAAAGCAGAUGUCGCAUCAGACACGCAUCAUUCAUUGAAAUGCGACCGGUGUGUAAAUGGUAUCGAAUAUAGGGAACCUCAGGAACAUGCUGAUACGAACUCUGAUCUCAGUGACUGGUAUCAUGUUCAAAAAGAUGUACGCAAAGUACCGGACAAAGUGCUGAAAAGAGUCUUUGACUGUGGAGCCAUUACAUUUGUCUUUCAUCAGAAAUCGCACGACGUAAGGAACGAAACAUUAAAAAUAGAGGACGAAAUUAAAGAAACAGAGGAAAUUAAAGAAGAUCAAGUGGAAUGA